Liolophura sinensis is the source of this 3420-nucleotide messenger RNA. RefSeq lists its product as uncharacterized. The transcript has 2 exons. NCBI's taxonomy places the organism in Eukaryota, Metazoa, Mollusca, Polyplacophora, Chitonida, Chitonidae. Bases 2 to 1243 code for a protein of 413 amino acids. Gene Ontology annotation, biological process: transmembrane transport. The record is from RefSeq and is a predicted model, not a curated record. Gene Ontology annotation, molecular function: transmembrane transporter activity.
AAUGGGCUUAUGUUUCGUGGAGACUCUCAUCACAGCUACUCUCGGUUACAAAGCUACUUUUAUCGUGAGCUGCGUUGUUACCUCAUUGUCUUGCCUGUUGUACUCCCUGCUGACCGUUUACAGCGAUUUCGCCAGUGAGAACCCAGUUCUGGUCUACAUUACUCAGCUCUUCCUUUCAUGUGCGAACUGGAUCGCGUCUUUAGCAAUCAUUCGUUUCAACAUACAACUGUUCCCUCGCGCUCACACUGGCAAGUUGAUCGCUGUGAUUUGGUCCAUGUAUUGUCUGGCGAAGAUUUUUUUCGCUGGAUCUAUGAACUUUUUCUUUCGGGAUAAUUUCCCUGCAUUUUUCCUCACAAUAGCCAUCGCCUCGACUGUUUUGUUCGUGCCAUGUUUUCUUCUGUUGCAUAAAUUUAUCACCAUAAGCAAAGAACAGUCGAUUUUGGAAUGGGCAAGGAAUGACUCUAAAACUGGGUAUCAAGCAAUGGACAAAAAAGAGUCUGUGCCAAAGGAACAAGUUGAGCAUUUCACUUCGCCAAGAACGGUGCUCCGCUCCAGAUAUUUUCAUUUCAUGUUUUGGUCGAGCGUGGCGUUCUACUCAUGCGCACUAAGUUGUAUGAAUAACAUCACCAUCAUGGCUCAUUCGGCAAAAGUGGCAAACCCUCUGACGACUGUGUAUUUGUUAUCCGUGUCAAUUUUAAUCCCCAGAUUCAGCUUUGGAUUCAUCUUCGACAAGUUUCGCUUUGAACUCUGUGGAUUUCUGCUGCUGGCUAUUUGCUAUUUCAGCCUAGCCGCGGCCGUUGGGAUUGGCAUGGUGUGGUUUACCGUCCAUUCCGUUUAUCUAAUGACAGUAUUCAUUGGGAUAGCAGUUGGACCGAGCUCCACGAUUGCUAUUGCAAUGCUUGUCUUCCGUUUUGGACGCAGUCACAUCAGUGUCCUAUCAUCAUCGUUUUACUUUUGUCUGGCCAUGUCACAGCUACUAUUACAGCUAUUAAUCGGCUUCAUUUACGACAACAAAGCAUUUAGCCGUAAAAGAACUAAUGAUUCUUGUGAAGGGAAAAGUUGUUUUUUCUGGUCAUUCUUCACAAUGUUAGUCAUUAUCGUAAUAUGCAUUGCGAUCCAAGUUGUGAACUAUUUUUGGGUAAUUUAUUUGGCCGAAAAGAAAACGGAAAACUCAGCAGUGGAAAACUCUGACGAAGACGAAGAAAACAAAAUGUUAUUGUGUGACAAACAGAAUGGGAUGUGAUACCACCUUUGAGAUGUACAAAAACUUUUACUGAUUUACAACGACUGAUAAGUCUGAGUUGCCAUAAGCGGUUUUUGAAGGGCGAGCCUAUUCUGCUUGCUGACCCAUGUGCUUCCUUGUUUGGAUGUUUUUUGUUUUGUUUGUGUUUUCUUCAGAAAAGAUGAAUCAGACUGCAUGUUAAACAAUGUUAAAAUGUAGCUGGUGUUGUUGAUAGUUUGUUUCCAGAAUAAAGCUUUAUGGAUGUCAACAUAAUGUGAAAAGAAAAGUCCUUAGCAAUUACUGAUGCUUUAAUACCUAAUAUACUACAGGUUUGUUUUUAUUGACCUGAGUGAGGUGUGUAUAGGUCGCCAUGUCAGCAAGUCGAUGGGUCAUAUUUUUGACAUCCUACUUUUUGACAUCCUACUUUUUGACAUUGGCUGUCCAGUUACUAAGGGGUGUAUAAAGUUUAAGGCGACAUCAAUUUCUUGCGGAAUGCCCCAACUGUUGGAAGCGUGUAUUUUUAUCUUAUUUUUAGUCAUUUUGUGGAAAUAAUCAGGAUUUUUGAAUCCGAUGCUCCAAAUCAGCGCCAAAUAAAGUGAUUCUUGCUCAAAUGGCGAUUUUUUUCUUCUUGAGGCAAGUUUCACUGUUAUACCUCUGACUGUGUGGAGAUGAUGUUUUGAGAGAGACAUGGUGUUUGGGUCUUGUGACGCGAACAACAGUUAUAAUAUCAUCUAUUUAACAAAAAAAUUAUAAAAUUAUAAAACUGAAAUAAUGCUUUUCUCCACAGGUAAUAAACAUUUGCUUUUCUAACACUCAAAUAACUUCCCAGAAAUAAUUACUGACAUAAUCUCUAAAAUAAAAUACUAAUAUGUCUGAGGUUUCAGGUGAGAUCUGUGAAGUACCUCGAGCACGUUUUUUUUUUCAACUCGUGUCCGCUUUACUCCUCCCAUGAACCCCACCGUCCUCGUAAGAGAGACACAUAUUUGGAUAUAUAUGACGUAAUUAUACAACAAAAUAGAUAAAAAAUAUUGUAUAUAUAUUAUAUAUCUGUACAACGAUCAUGAUACAGUUUAUGUACAUGUAUAUACAACGAAAAAACAUGUGGUUAAGUGCCUCAGGGAUUAAAAUUUGUAGCGCAUCAAGGUAUUCCGUAUGUAAGACAGUAAGUGAAUGUACCUGCGUAAAAACAGUAUACCAUCUUGUUUGUAUAGAGACCGGAUGGGACAAUGUCAUGACCUCAAAUUGCAUUAGCCCCUAUCCCUGUCUCUAUUAUUGCAUAGGUUAAUGAUUGUCUGUGGGAGUCAAACUACUGGGCUAUAGGCCUACAUAUAUUUAGACAAGCACUGGUCCCCUAAACUAAUUUAAUAGCAACCAUGUAACUGAUGCGCAUUACUGUAUAAGCAGACGUGAAGCAUUUCAUACAUUUCACGGUUGCGGAAUUUCGCACACAGAGCGUGUACCUAGAUAUGGCCCGCACUAAGGCUAUUCUCCAAUGACAGUAUAUUAUGUGGAACAGACAACUAACCUGGUCCAAACGAGGCCACCCACAUGUAAGUAUGCAUUAACGAUGACGUCUUCUGUUAUAUUUAAUGGUCUAAAAUUGCUAAAGUCUUAAAAAAUCGUAUCGCUCAGAAACUCGUAUGCGCACAAAUUCAUUUUAACACAAUUCCGGUUUCAAUUUAACACGUUUUCACACUCUGUAGCUAAUAUGGUUUGAAUAUUAUCCAAUUUGUCAGUUUGCUAGGAGUUUAACAUAACUUUUAACGUUACUUUAAUCUCAUCAUUACGUGAGUUCACGAGGUGUUACCUUGCAACAGGGCAGUUUUUCCAGGCAACUAAUAUUGCCACAUUUAUGGACUCAGAUCUAAACGAGAUUAAGAAACAUGGAAAACUAUGAGAAUAGCAAUCUUAGCACUCAGCAUAAGGCGGUAAUCCAAGAGCUGGAUACCUAUUUGGCAAACUAGUGUGACGGACAUCGACACCGUUGGCAUGAAGUUUUCCGGCGAAACAAGUAUAACACUGAAGGGGACGAAAACACAACGAAAACAUACGAAUAUUGUUUUCAGAGGACAACAGACAGAAAUGUACCAUUCUAGUUGGCCGUUUUAUCAGGCAAUAAUAUUCCGUUUUUCUUUCUAUUGAUAGAUUCUAUUAUAACAACAAGCAUUUGGGAAAAUAGUCAUUGUGAGAACUUGCUA